This is a messenger RNA of Nicotiana tabacum (common tobacco), 705 nucleotides long. The record is from RefSeq and is a predicted model, not a curated record. Lineage: Eukaryota; Viridiplantae; Streptophyta; Magnoliopsida; Solanales; Solanaceae.
AUGGAACAACUAGUUGUUGAUAUGCUCAAGGAAAGUGUGAUUCGCGUAAGCACUAGUCCUUUCUCUUCUCCAGUGUUGUUGGUCCAUAAUAAAGAUGGCACAUGGUGGUUUUGUGUCGACUAUCGAGCAUUGAAUGCACUGACCAUCCGUGAUCGUUUUCCAAUCCCUACCAUAGAUGAAUUAUUUGAUGAGUUAUUUGGGGCACAAGUUUUCUCCAAACUGGACCUGCUUUUUGGGUAUCACCAAAUAAGAGUUAAGCCUGACGAUGUGGCUAAGACCACAUUUUGCACUCAUGAAGGUCAUUACGAGUUCCUCGUCAUGCCCUUUGGACUUACUAACGCCCCCUCUACAUUCCAGGCGAUAAUGAAUGACAUUUUCAGACCAUAUUUACGAUGCUUUGCCUUAGUAUUUUUCAAUGAUAUAUUGGUCUAUAGUCCAAAUUGGAAGGCACAUCUCGAGCAUUUGGAACUUGUUCUGUCCUUGCUUAGAAAGCAUCAGUUGGUCCAAAAGAUUUGUGUGCCUAUUUGGUUAGCCGUCGAUAGAUUAUUUGGGGCCUAUCAUUUCUACUCAAGGGUUGUCUGUGGAUCCUACCAAGAUUGCUACAAUUCAACAAUGGCCUCCCCUCGCUCGAUAAAAGAUGUUCGUAGUUGUUUACUCGAAAAAUCGGGAAACGUUGAAUUUAGGUGUGGUUCUAAGGAUACGUGA